AUGGAGGCAACGGACGAUCAUAUCGAUAUCCUACCGAAACAGGUCCGACUGGUCCCUCCCAUGACCACAGAACCGGUUCAAACUCCCGUCACAAGGUCUCCGGCGUCCCACAUGGAGUUCUUCUCUAUCCCCGACGUCCGGUCGUGUGGUGGCGUACAGCGACUCGCGAGCAACAGCAUCGGCAGCAUGAGUGAUCACUUCCCGACUGAACGCUGCCCAAACGGUGGCUUCGCUUUCAGCCACAAUAAGAGCAACGACGACUGGGCUCUUCGACCUCCACAAUGA
Molecule: messenger RNA, 285 nt
Organism: Lactuca virosa
Lineage: Eukaryota; Viridiplantae; Streptophyta; Magnoliopsida; Asterales; Asteraceae
Source: the annotation of a GenBank genome assembly